CAUACUUAGCGAGUGUCAGGUUUUUCAGGGAAAGCGCCGAACUCCUGCAGUGACAUUACAGCGCGAGGGCUGGACAGGGAGCAUUAGCUAGCUGGCUAAUUCUUCUCUAAGCUGAUUUUUUUUAAAUGUUUUGUUUGGAGAUAACGUGUCAGGUGUUGUGUAGAAAACAUGUCGAAAAUCUGCACAAGCCUAAGCUACUUUACUGCAUGGUUGAAAACAACGAGAGGAUUUAAACGUCCAUCUGUCAGUCGAUAAACUAGCUGGCUAAAACUAGCUAGCCGAGUCUCACAAACAUUGGCCUUCCCUGAAAGACCUGAAGGUGUAACUUAGCUCAGCAGAAAGACCUCCUGGACACUGUAACCGUUGAACCUGCGACCUGCUUGCAGGACAAGAGAGGGGGGAAAAAGAUGCCAUUCCGGAAAUGCUCAUAAACUCCAUUCAUUUUUGUUUCCUGUAAAACAAAGAGGGGCCUGAUGGGUUGCAAAACGGAGCCAAAAUGCUUUUGGACUCACGUGGGCGCCGUGACGGAUGCACUCGCCCCGGUGGAAACACACACAGGCGAGGGAGCCGUGUGUGUCCAUACAACCCUCUGAAGGACUCUGGACCUUGCCAUCUUCAUAUGGAUACUAAAGUGCUCGAGCGUUCACAAUAUUUCUCCAGAAAAGACCAGUUUUUUCCUCCUGGGACGAGUUAAGUUCAGAAGUAUGAGCUGUCAUUUAGGCCAGAAGACCGCAAGAGCGCCAUUUUUGUUCUUCAUCUUCAUAAUUACGAUCUUUUAUUAGACGGACCAUCCCAGCGGGCACCAGGGCUCCUGCAGAGACUGUGGCAGAAUUUUUCAUUCCAUUGUUUCCUUUUUCUGUUUGACUCAUUAUUUCCACGCACCCUUCCAUUGUUCCUUUUCGGGUUUUUCUUUUGGGCUGCCUCAUGUUUGACUCAUGCAUUCGCAUUCACUCAUCACUUGUGUACUUUGAAACGUACGCCUUGUUCUUGAGAAAGAGUACUGUAGGUCAAUUAACUGGGCUUCCUGCAUGAGUGACUGCUUUGUUUGCUGCUGUUUCUCCUCAGCGUCUCUGAUUGCUGAAACACAGGGCUUAGAAGCGAUUUGCACUAAAAGAGCUUUCACUUGUUUUGUUUGGGUUUUUUUCUCUUCCUGCCAAAUCGUGUCACAUUCAAGCCAUAUGAAUGUCUAUUUUUUUGAUGAAACUAUAGAUCUAUUUUAUCACGGUUUAGUUAGAUCAUGAAUUGUAUAAAUAUUUUUAUGUAUAAGUACACAUAAGCACCUGCACUGUGUUCAUCAGAGUGUUCAUGAAAUUGUUUUGGAUAUGUGCACCUUGAAUUUUGAGGCUAUUUUUACAUUUUACAUUUCGAUGUAUAAUUUAUAAUGUGCAUUUUAUUAUUAUAAUUAUUAUUGUUGGGUUUUUUUUAUUAUUUUCCACCAGAAGUUACUAUAAAAGUUACUUUUACAAUGACAGUACUUUCCUCCUGUAGCUCAGCACGCAGCAGACAACAUACGCUUGUUUUCUGAGCCCUCCCAUCCGCUUUUAGCUUUCUGUUUUCUCCCCAAUGCCUGCGGGUCUCAGUGUGGGUGGGGCUCUCGGAGACCCCUCCCCUUCGCGGCGCUUUCGUCCCAGUCGCUAUGUGCCUGUAUCUGCGGCGACAACCUUCCUCGUUGGGGCUACGACGCUUUUCCUGUGCUUCACUUGUCCUUGGCUGGCUGAGCGUUUCUCUUCUUCCAUUCCGGUCUACAACGUCGUGGUCUUCCUCUUCACCCUGGCCAACUUUUGCAUGGCUACGUUUAUGGACCCAGGCAUCUUCCCCAGAGCGGAGGAAGAUGAAGAUAAGGAGGAUGAUUUCCGGGCUCCUCUUUAUAAGACUGUGGAGGUGAGGGGCAUUCAGGUGCGCAUGAAAUGGUGUUCCACGUGCCGCUUCUACAGACCUCCCCGAUGCUCACACUGCUCUGUGUGUGACAACUGUGUCGAGGAGUUUGACCAUCACUGUCCAUGGGUGAAUAACUGCAUCGGGAGGCGGAACUACCGUUAUUUCUUCCUGUUCCUUUUAUCUCUAUCGACACACAUAAUGGGCGUGUUUGGAUUCAGCCUGCUGUACAUCCUCUAUCACACCGAACAACUGGACGAAGUGCAUUCUGGAGUUACUAUGGCAGUGAUGUGUAUCGCAGGUCUGUUUUUUGUCCCAGUCGCAGGACUCACAGGCUUCCAUGUUGUACUGGUAGCCAGAGGAAGAACAACAAAUGAACAGGUUACAGGGAAGUUCAGAGGGGGCGUGAACCCAUUCACACACGGAUGUUGUAAAAACGUGUCUCAUGUGCUCUGCAGCGCUCAAGCGCCAAGGUAUGUAGGGAGGUUGAGGCAGAGCCAGUCUUUUCAGGUUCAGCCUCCGUUUCUGCGGCCUCAACUUUCCGAAGCACAGCUUGCUGCUAAAGUUCUGGACAACGGGAUCCAGCAGUCCAAAAGUAGCCUGGAGGCCAUGGGAAGUCAGUCUACAGACAUUGAACCGCCCCCACCUCCUAAACCAGAGCACAGAUACCAAGGGCUGCCUCACACACACAACGAAGAGAGCAGUCUCCUGAGUGAAGCUCCACCCACACCUGCAUUAUAUAAAUAUCGGCCUGCCUAUAGCAGUCCAGGAAAAAACCACACACAUUCUACACACAAGAUGAAUCGGGGGGACAGUGUGACCGAGUCGCCCUCCGUCCCCCUGUCGACCGGUCACGCCAGCUAUCGCUCGGAGCCCAGCCUUUCAGGCCGGGUUAUUUCUGGGUGGCGACCAGGAGGGGGAGGGGAGGGAGGCAGAGCAGGCUCGGGGGGACUGGGUGGGCCCUCUACUCUCGGAGGGCGGUCUUAUCCUUCCUUCACUGACACACUCCUACACUCAGCGGUGGCUUCAUGCUCCUCCAGUAUCCGCUCUGCUCAGGCAACCCACAAUGCACUGGGGCCACUACUGUCUGAGGGCACGACCUCCACCAGCUAUAAAAGCUUGGCUAAUCAGACACGCAACGGCAGCCUGUCCUACGACAGUCUGCUGACGCCCUCGGAGAGUCCGGAGUUUGAAUCGGCUGCUCCUGAGCUGUCCCCUCCCAGGCCGGCACCCCCACGCUCACUCGGUUCCACUCCUGCAGCUCCACCCCUCAUGGGUUACACCUCACCGUUCUUGUCUGCUCAGCAGAGGGAGGGUUCUCUCCAGGCCUGCCCUGCCCCCCUAAGACCCUCCCCCAACAGACCUUUCCUGCGCCCCACAAGCCCACCCCCUUCCCGAGCUCCGCCCCUGUCUCCUCGCGCUCGCUCUUUGGGUUCACCGCCUCCUGGCCCUGCCCCAGGAAGCAUGCCUGUGGGCAAAUCAUUAUCCUACGCAGGUGGAGCAGAGUUACGGCAAUGCCCAAAUAACACAGGGGGUGGGGCUUCCACGUCAAACUCUAGGCAGAGACUGAACAAUCACAGCUCCCACGCGCACAAACCUGGCGGUGGUGUGAAGAAAGUGAGCGGCGUCGGAGGAACAACCUAUGAGAUUUCAGUAUGAGCUGUUUUUGUUUAAAUGACGCACAGGAUUCACUCGCGUCGUCUUCUGAGAGGGCAACCAGAGAUCAGAUCAUCCAUGUAAGCCAAAAAAAGAAAAAAGAAAUCAAAGUAUAAAGACACAAAGGAGGAAAAAAAAAGAGAAAACAAAUAAACUCGUAACUGAUCCACCUUUAGAGGAAGAAUGCUAAAAUGUGGAUUAGUGAAUAAAGAGCCUGGCUCAAGUUUCUUAUUCUCCAUAUCAUGGUACAUGAAUCUCCAUGAUUUUUGAUUUUUUUUUUUUUACAUAUUUAAAGAAUCGUUUAAGAUCCACGAAGGCUGUUCCAUCCAGGCUGGAGUUGCCUGCCGACCUUGCUGUAUGAACAAUUGCUCAUAGACUCCAAUGGAAAUCAAAAUCCCAAGUUGUUUUUCCUGCAUACGCCGCAGGGACUUUCAUUUUACUUGUAUUUUUUAUGUUUCUUUUCCUAAUAUUAUUUUAUACAGGUACUGAUUCAGUAUAUUGUAAGAUUUAUUGAAUAUGUUUGAUAGGAACGCCAAUCAUAGUAGCACGUACCGUAGGCACUGCUUUUGAGGGUUUUUUUUUUGUUGUUUUGCUGUUGGAUAUAAUAGACGGCUGCAUCAGCCAGUCAGAACCCGAGCUGGAGUUGACAGCCAAAGAGACAAGUGUAGUCAGGGACCUACUUUUGACAGACAGCACACUUGGUAAAGAAGAAUGAAUGUAACAUCUGAAUCAUUACAGCACAAAAUGUUUUGUGAUGGAAAAACUAUCUGGAUACUGAAUGCUUUUUGUGCAAGAUAAGGGUUCCUUUUGGUUUUUAUUUGUCCAUCAAUCAGGAAGGAGCCAUUUCAGUCGUUAGCCGGAGGAGAGGGCUCUGGUCCUGUGUUAGUACAUGCUGGAUGCGCAGUACGCCACUGAGACGGGGGAACUAUUCUUGUUCUUUUCUUUUCUUUUCUUUUCUUUUUAUAAGAAGUUGUUGCUGCAGUUCAGAGCUGGAUUAUGAUAUGUCUCCUGACCAUUAUCACUUUGAGGUUUGCAAGCUGAAUUGGUGUGUGUGUGUGUGUGUGUGUGUGUGUGUGUGUGUGUGUGUGUGUGUGUGUGUGUGUGUGUGUGAAUGAGCAUGAGAAAAUGGCAGAGAAACAAUUUUUGAUGUCUCAAACUAUUCUACUAGAGCACAUUCCAACUUUGAAGCUCUUCAGACACUCUGCUAAGAAGAGCGUGUGUGUGUGUGUGUGUGUGUGAGAGAGUGAGUAACAGACGAAAAGAGAAUAUGUACGCAUUACGUUUAAGUUUAGCUUUGAGAUCUGAGGACCAGUGAACGGUCUGUGUAACGUAAAAGAGCUUAUGCAGUGACACACACACACACACACAAGUAUUUUUACUGAUAACCUUUUGUCAUUUCCACCAUGGCCUUAUGAAGCCUUUUUAAAUGUAAUUUACCUGCACGUGUUAACAGGACAAGUUCAAAGGGUGAAGGUUUUUUUUUCUACCUGUCUGUAUUCCUUUAAUGCAGGUGACACUGGGUCACGUGAGCCAACACAUUUCCAACAGAACAAUAAAUAAUAUUGCAACACUGAAA
Molecule: messenger RNA, 5107 nt
Organism: Neoarius graeffei (lesser salmon catfish)
Lineage: Eukaryota; Metazoa; Chordata; Actinopteri; Siluriformes; Ariidae
Gene: zdhhc5b
Product: zinc finger DHHC-type palmitoyltransferase 5b
Exons: 12
Coding region: 1564-3534 (656 amino acids)
Biological process (GO): protein palmitoylation
Molecular function (GO): palmitoyltransferase activity
Source: RefSeq, a predicted model, not a curated record